GUCCGUAUCCCGAACCUUAUCUGUUUAUCAAUGACGAUUCUGGAAUCCACGCAAUUGAUUUGCUAACUGAUGAUAAAACUGUCGUUAUUCCUGGCCUUAAAAAGAAUUACGGGAUGGCAAUUGACAAAGCGGAAAUGAAAAUAUACUUCAGAAACGGCAACAGUAUAUCCAGAGCAAACUUUGAUGGCAGCGGUGUUGAAAUUUUUUUGAAAAAUGUAGAAGUUUGGAAAAUAACAAUUGACUGGAUAGAGCGCAAAAUGAUCUGGGUGUCUCAGGCCCCAGAUUCGCGGGUCUACGUAAUGUAUUUAGACGGAAAAGGGAAAAGUGUGGUGACAAAAGCAAGGUUUUAUAACGAGGAUAUAGCAGUGGAUCCGACAGUGGG
This is a messenger RNA of Paramuricea clavata, 382 nucleotides long. NCBI's taxonomy places the organism in Eukaryota, Metazoa, Cnidaria, Anthozoa, Malacalcyonacea, Plexauridae. The record is from the annotation of a GenBank genome assembly.